AGGGGUGUAUAGCAAACGCUUGCGAGGGGGAAACGAAAUUGUAGAAGUGUGAGGGGAGGUAGGGGGAAGGCGAAUGGUCCAUAGUGAGUAAGACUGGGGACUGGGAAGCGGGAUAGGCACAGUCAGACAGUCAGGCAGGCCCCCGGCAUAAGGCAAGGUAUCUGGGCAAGGGCGCAAAGAGAGGCAACACUGCACGGCAAAACCCAGCACCAAGCCCAAGACCACUAGAUCCGCUCGGCUUACCCGACUUAGAGACUUAAGCCAAGCAGCCAGUCCAAAAGGCUCAACUGGGCUAAGCCUAGCCGACCCACCUACCUAACUGCAACGUGCGGUCACUACACUACCUGGGUGACUACCCCAUCGACCUGGUCUUCACAACCCUUUCACUUUUUUUUUUUUAUCCUUUGGUAGUUGACCACCAAUCCCCGCCACGAGUUUUUGUUUACCACUUGUCGUUCACUCGUCAAUCAGCGGUGUUUUUAAGUAAGACAGGGAAGUGAGAAUCAUUGACAAUCGGUGAACAGUCGCUGGGAGUGGUGAUACUGCCACGAAGACAUUGUGCGUCGACUCGGGUAAUCACAGUGACUGGCUCAGACACGGUGGUCACAGCCAAGGUGAUAGAGGUGCUGAGUGUGUGAAACGCGUGUGACUUGGCUGGACUUAACCCACUUUCUGUCUGGCUCGAGUACAUGAGAGUUACGCAAUUAUCGGGCUUUAUAAUCAGUCGGCGGCUGAGGCAUUGUGAAGAAAGCACCGGUGUAAUUGAUCCUCGGGAGUUAUUUGUUAUUGUCGAUUGGAACGAGUGUGAUUUGGUUGUUAAGUGUUGAUAGUGGAGUGAUUGUUCGUUUGUUGGGGGUAUUUCAAAGUGAUUCGUGAUUCAUUGGACUUAUGACACCCUAGAGGGGGGUCAGAGCUGAUCAGGGGUUUGGUGAGGACAGCGAGGUUGACCAAAGGUGUACGGAACAGUCGGCACGACGUUAACCUUCUACAGUAUGGAGCGCGGCGGGGGCGGGGGGAGCCUCGAACUCGCCGGCGGUGGUGGUGGCGGUGGUAACUCGGAUCUGUGUCUUCAGGAUCUCGUCACGGGUUCGGCCACUGGAUUGUCCGUUCAGCAUUAUCAGCAUGCAGCUGCUGCUGCAUCAAUGGCUGGACUGCAUGGUGAUCAUCUGCAGAAUGCAAUGCAUCAUCAUGAUGUCCAUGGCAACUCUCAUCAUGACACAUCGAUGCUGCACAAUCCGAGCCAUCAGCUGUCUCAUGAACCUCUUGAAAAGUUAAAGUUGUGGGCAGCUAAUGAUUUCCGAGACGACACCAACAGCUUAGCGCGCCUGGAUUCAACGGGUCACGGUGCUCACACUCCAGGUGGCAGUACCCCAAGUACCCCAGGCGCCACACCGACAACCCCCUCAGCAGGAUUCACCUCGGCGCCUCCACGAAAUCGCACGAACACCAAUCAGAGGACAGACAUUCGAAAAGGUGUUCGGACACCGACGGAAGUGAAACAAGAAAUUCGAACGGACAUUGUCUCUCCAGCGGGUACAGUCGGUAUAAACGACGCAAACGACAAAGACGGGGGUAAGAAUAAACGCCAGAGACGGCAAAGGACGCACUUUACCUCGCAACAAUUACAAGAACUAGAAUCAACGUUCACGAGAAAUCGAUACCCCGAUAUGGCGACCAGAGAGGAGAUUGCCAUGUGGACGAACCUCUCCGAGGCGCGAGUGAGGGUCUGGUUCAAGAAUCGCCGGGCAAAAUGGAGAAAACGGGAGAGGAACGCAGCGAAUGCAGCAGCAGCAGCGGCUGCUGACUUCAAAGCGGGUUUUGGUGCUGCAGGUCUGAACAGUUUCAUAGGUCGUGCAGAUGUGGACGCGAUGUACAGCCCCUACAGUUCCUACAACAACUGGGCAGCCAAAGUCCCAUCCCCCCUGAACAGCAAGCCCUUCAACUGGGCCCACCUGAGUACAGUUGUCCCAACAGCAUCGCAUCACCAUCACCAUCAACUUGCUGGCGCUCAGGUGGCACCAGUCAACUGCUUCAACGCCUCCACCUCGGUCUCCAGUCAUGUAAGCGGAAUGUCAAUGUCAGUGGGCCAAGCAGCGACAUCAAUGCUACCCGGGAUGGGCUCAGGUCUUGGAGUUGCUGGCUCACCAGUGGCAGCCUCGAGUGCAGCGUGCCCCUACGCAGCGCCAACGCCCCCACAUCCUUAUGGACCACCAGUGUACUCUCAUCAUCGUGCGACAGGGCCCACUGAGCCGUGUUCAGUGAUGAACAGCAGCUUAGCAACCCUACGCUUGAAGGCCAAACAACACACAAGUGAGUAUGGCUCAGCAAGUUCAUUCAGCACUGGUGGUACAACAGCAACUGGUGGUGGUAGCAUAAGUCCAGUCAGCUCGAGGGCAUCAUCUGGUGGUGGUUUGAGUGCCUGUCAGUAUGCAUUAACAAACAGUACUAAUCCCCAUUCACCAGGUCCCGAGCACAAUCAAACAGCACGAGCUCAAGUUUGAG
Diachasmimorpha longicaudata is the source of this 2502-nucleotide messenger RNA. It is a transcript of the gene Ptx1, whose product is annotated as pituitary homeobox x. The transcript has 4 exons. The coding region runs from base 993 to 2501 and encodes 502 amino acids. Gene Ontology annotation, molecular function: RNA polymerase II cis-regulatory region sequence-specific DNA binding; DNA-binding transcription factor activity, RNA polymerase II-specific. The record is from RefSeq and is a predicted model, not a curated record. Lineage: Eukaryota; Metazoa; Arthropoda; Insecta; Hymenoptera; Braconidae. Gene Ontology annotation, cellular component: nucleus. Gene Ontology annotation, biological process: regulation of transcription by RNA polymerase II; anatomical structure morphogenesis.